Aphis gossypii (cotton aphid) is the source of this 4024-nucleotide messenger RNA. RefSeq names its product Golgi phosphoprotein 3 homolog sauron (gene sau). Bases 754 to 1623 code for a protein of 289 amino acids. Gene Ontology annotation, cellular component: cytosol; Golgi cisterna; trans-Golgi network. The transcript is spliced from 4 exons. Lineage: Eukaryota; Metazoa; Arthropoda; Insecta; Hemiptera; Aphididae. Gene Ontology annotation, biological process: Golgi to plasma membrane protein transport; Golgi vesicle budding; Golgi organization. Gene Ontology annotation, molecular function: phosphatidylinositol-4-phosphate binding. The record is from RefSeq and is a predicted model, not a curated record.
UCAUUAAGAAUUUUUUCAGAAGCUGCUGUUCAUUAAUUUAAUAUUAAACCAUUGAUUGAAUACAUUUAAAUUUAAUCAAUGACUAUGAUACCAAUAUUCCGUUUAAUCAUAAUCGCACGUAAGAUUAUAUUCAUUAAUUUCACUUCCAUACGUUCGUGACCAACGCUCGAUCGCGGAUCGCAGUCCGUCAAAACUCAAAAUGCUACAAAUAAUGAUCGUAUAACUUACUGAUAUACCUCAUAAUAAUAAUAAUUAUUAUCACAGUCUCGAUUUUCGAAAGUCAAGUCGUCGUCGUAGUCGCGACGCUUUGCUGCGAUAACGAACACAUCUUUCACGCCACGUUAUCAUCUCGCUCGGGCCAUAGACCACAGAACGAUUUAAUCGUCAGUCGACGACUGUGGUUUCCGAGUCCGUGGUUUUGGUAUUUGUGUGCGAGGGAAGGGGCGGUGAAAACGUAUUACAUUAUCGUGAAUGGUGAUACCGCCAUACGAUAUUAUUAUUAUUAUAUAUUUAUAUGCCAUUGCUGUAAUAUUGUGUAGACGUCAACAAAAAAAAAUCCUUAUCAACAUUUGUGCGCUCUCGCCCUCUCGGAAUUCGCGUUUGCGUCAAAAACGCAAAGAUCGUAACCCUUGCGCGGCGACUUACGUGUGUUUCGGUCAUAGGGUUCGGUUUUUUUUUUUUUUUUACAGAAAUUCUGGUUCGGACGCGAUACCCGAGUGACCACAGGCGAGUACCCACACACGGUUCGCCGAGAUGAUGAGCAGCCGCGCCGAUGGUCUGGUGCAAAGACGCAACGUCAACAGGGACAACGCGGACGGCGUGUCCAAGGAGAACGGCCAGUCGGCGGCUGACAAACUUGAUUACGAGGAGGACAUCGACGACGGUGACUCGAAAGAAACACGGCUCACUUUAAUGGAAGAAGUCCUGCUACUUGGUCUCAAAGACAAAGAGGGAUAUACAUCAUUUUGGAAUGAUUCAAUUUCAUCUGGUUUACGUGGAUGUAUACUUGUCGAACUUGCACUUCGUCAAAGAAUUGAACUAGAAAAAGCAGGCAUGCGAAGAAAAAGCCUACAAAUGAGAAAAGUAAUUAUAAAAAAUGAGACACCUACAGGUGAUGUUCUAUUAGAUGAAGCUCUCAAACAUAUCAAAGAGACCAAUCCUCCUGAAACAAUACAAAGUUGGAUUGAAUAUUUGAGUGGUGAAACGUGGAAUCCUUUGAAAAUCAAAUAUCAAUUAAAAAAUGUGAGAGAAAGAUUAGCAAAAAAUUUAGUUGAGAAAGGCGUUCUUACCACUGAAAAACAAAACUUCCUUUUAUUUGACAUGACUACUCAUCCAUUAACAGAUAAUGAAGCUAAAGUGAGACUAGUUAAAAAGGUACAAGAUGCUGUUUUGUCUCGAUGGAUUAAUGAUCCACAUAGAAUGGAUAAACGACUAUUGGCUUUAUUAUUACUGGCUCAAGCAUCAGAUGUACUAGAAAGUGCAUUUUCUCCACUAAAUGAUGAAGAUUAUGAAUUAGCCACUAGAAGAUUAAGAGAAUUAUCAGAUAUGGAUUUAGAAGUUGAAUCAAUGAAAGGUUCUACUAAUGAUGUUAUUUGGGCUGUAUUUGCCAAUUUCAAUAAAUAAGUUCAUUUAGCACCAAAAAGUUAACCAACAUUCUUAAUUCUUUUCUGGGAGAGAAUAUAUAUAUAUAUAUAUGUAAUAAAUAAUAUUGUUGUAUAAUCUUUUGCCAUUUUAUGAUUUAUUGAUUUUCGUAAUAAUAUUAUAUUUUUUAUUUAAAAUGCAUUGACUAGGUAAACCUAAUGUAUUUACAAAAAUGUAAAUAACUAGAAAGUUAACAGACUGUUGUACAAAAAAUAAUGGUUAAAUAUCUAAUGUGAAUGCCUUGUAAUAUACAUGUAUUAAUUAUUUUGUAAUACCUAAUAUUACUUUUUGGUCAUUAUGAGUUAAACUAAAAUUGUAAGUUUAUUAAUUUAUAUGAUACACUUAUAAAAAGACAUAUUUUCAUCUUAUAGUUCUGUAAUAAUACUGAUCAUAUAGCUACAAUUUUAGUGCCAUUUAUUCUUAAAUUCGCUAUUGUUAUUGAAAAUGUAUUUUUAGUUAAAUUUUUAUGUUGAAAUUUAAGAUCAUUUUGUUUUAUAAGUUUGAAAUAUAUUAUUCCUUUAUUAAAUUUACCAAUUUGUUUAACUGUUUUCAUUAUUCAAUAUUCAUAUAUCAUACUUAUCAACAUAUUUAUACUUCAAGUGUUUUUGGAUUUAAAUUAUAUUUGUAAAAAUAUCACAAAAAAAAAACUUUAAGUAUUUACGAUCAUUUACUUAGCUUUGUUAUAAGCAUUUUUAUAUAAUACAUUUCACUCCAUUGGAAAUAUUAUAAUAUGUUAUUGAUCAAUUAGUAUUGGUUAUUUACACCUAAUAUACCUUUUUUGUUUUGUUAUCUAUGUGUAUCUAAAGUUAAAUUCUUAUCUUGUUGUGCUAAUAUCAUAAUGUAAUGCUAUUUAUUUCUUACAUUAUGUUAUAAAUUAAAUGAAUAAUAUCUUAUAUAAUUUCAGCAGUGAAGUAUGAUAUGUGUAAACAAUGGUUGUAUGAAAAAGAAUGCUUUAUUUGGCUGUGAUGGGUUUUCAUAAAAUUUGUUUGAUAUAGUUAGUAAAACAUUUUAUACACAAAACGACUAUAACUGAAAAAUUUUAAUACACCAUCAAUAAUUAUUAUGUACCUACAUUAAACUUCAUCUAAAUUUAUUUAUUUUAACUUUUAAUUAUAUUGUGUUUAUUAUUUUGUAUUGUUUCCACUUUAUGUUUAAUAUUUCAAUAUUUUUUUUUAUUAGUAAAAUUAUAAGAACUCUACAGUAUGAUAUAAUUUGUUAAGUAUUAAAAUUGUUGCUUUUAAUAAUCUAUUAAGUUUAUUGUAUUGUGAGGGUUAGGAUAUGGGUAACAUUCUUAUUAUUUUUAUAAAUGACUUUAAAAAAAAAAAAAAAAAACAAAUAAAACAACAAUAUUUUACCAUAAUUUAUAUACAAGUGUAUGAUUAUAUAAUAAUAUUAAAUUAAUAAUUUUUAAAAAAAUGUAUAGUACACUAUAGAAAUACCAAUCAUUUCAAUUAUAAUGAUAAGCGGAUUUGUAGUGCUCAAAAAUUAAGUGGUAACCAACCUAUACCACAACUCCUGUUCUAUCUGUAGCCAUGGAUUCUCAUUAUUUUCAUCUAAUGCUUGCUGUAAUGUUGAAUACAUGCUCCUUUAUAAAUAACUAUAUUUUUAGUAUCCAUUGUUAACAUUUGUAACUGAACCUGAUGUAAACUAAGACUGGGUUGGUCAUUUCUUGCUUCUCGUAGCCCUGAUGUUAAUACCUAAUAAAAUAUUUACACAUAUAAUUUUAGUCUUCCAGUGCGCUGUCUACUUAAACAUAAUGACCUAUAAAUAAAAUUAUUUUAAUCUUAUAGAAAAAAAAAAUGUUUGUGUACUUUAUACAUUAUUUGAUUAUUUUAAUAAAAUAAUGAAUAGUAAUCUCUAGUGUACGAAUAUUUAAAGUAAUUUAAUAAUAAUUAAGAUAGAUGGUGUAAAAAUGAAUGCAAAUUGAACGACACUCAAAAAUGUCUAAAAUUCCAGGACAACUAUGUAUAUAAUAUAUAUAUAUAUAUAUAUGUAUUUGUUAAAAUAUACUUCUCAGAAUUAUACUUAUUUAAUAAUUUUGUAUUGAACUUGUGCCGUUUUAAUUGUAAAAAUUAAUGUUUACACCAUUUAAGUUACCUGUAAACAGUUGUUGUAUUAAAUUAUAUUCAACGUAAUAUGUAUGAUUAAUUUUUUAGGCUGCACUGUUGUUUCGUACAGAUAAAACAUAUUUACAAAUUUUAUUAAUAUAUACAUAUAUUAUAAUUUAUUAUUACUUUGUAUAAUCUAGACAUUAUAUUAUUAUAUAUACAAUAUACAUAUUACAAUACCUAAUAUUGUAUUAAAACAUCAGGUGCUCAAUACUUGCAGUAUAUGUUUUUCUUUUCACAUGUGCUGUCCAAUAAAUUGUAUUUGUAAAAAAAUA